AUGUGGUUUAUUUGGAAGGAGAGAUGUGAUAGAGUGUUUGAAGAAAAAUUUAAAUCUGCUACUAAUCUUGCUUUAGAGAUACAAAGAUAUGUUGAUUUUUGGUCUACUAAAAAAAGAAAAAGUGCUAAACCCUCUCAGGCAAAAAGGAAGAACUUGAUUCCCGUUUGGAAGGCUCCAAGCAAAGACAAUCUAAAGAUAAAUGUAGAUGCAACCUGGAUUUCAGAGGCUUUACCAUAUACUUAUGCAUUAAUCUUGAGGAAUGAUACAGGAGACUGCCAGGGAGGAAGAGCAGGGCACUCAACCGGGUCAGAUCCACAAGAGGCAGAAGCUAUAGGCGUCCUGCAAGCGGAAAUUUGGGCUAAAGACAACCAGAUCCAAAGAUUCAGCAUUGAAGGAGAUUGUGAAAGUCUAUUCAAUUACAUUCUAGGUAAAAAAGAAGAUAUCUUGUGGCGUGCCAAAGCCUAUAUCAAUGAAGCAAUUAGAAUAGCUUCUUUUUGCACCAACUUUUUGGGUUUCUUUUAUGUCCCUAGAUUAGAAAAUCAAGUUGCAGACAUUUUGACCAAAUUUGUUAGGCCUUUAAUUUCCACUGUUGAAUGGGAAUUAUCCUCUCCUGCAUGUACUCUAAGGAAACUCUUUGUAGAUAAACCUAAUAUUGGGGUCACUCAAAAUCCCAUAUUAGAUGGCUCUACCUCUAUUGUAAUCUCGGCUCCAUUGGAGUCUUAA
This is a messenger RNA of Papaver somniferum (opium poppy), 723 nucleotides long. RefSeq lists its product as uncharacterized. NCBI's taxonomy places the organism in Eukaryota, Viridiplantae, Streptophyta, Magnoliopsida, Ranunculales, Papaveraceae. The record is from RefSeq and is a predicted model, not a curated record. The transcript has a single exon. Gene Ontology annotation, molecular function: RNA-DNA hybrid ribonuclease activity; nucleic acid binding. The coding region runs from base 1 to 723 and encodes 240 amino acids.